GUCCUCCAUUCAGAGGCGAGGGGUAGGCUAGGAGACAGCGCUUCAGUUUUCAGGCAAAGUGGAGCGCAGCGCACUGCAACAGACUGGAGCGCAUUCAUCCAAGGAAUACCGUUAGCUAACUCCGUAGAAACGGAGAAAUAUUUUGGAAUCGUGCAGGACAAAGGAAUUUACGAGACGAAUUAUAAAGUCCCUGUCUUUCUGGAGAGUGAGAAGAAAAUGAAUCGGAGUUUUAGUAAAACACGGUCCUUGCGGUACUUGACUUGUACUGCUGUCGAAGUUAAGAGCAAGUAUGGGGCGGAAUUCCGGCGGUUUUCUGUGGACCGAUCAAGACCUGGGAAAUUUGAGGAGUUUUACACUCUUGUCCUGACCUUGCACCAGCUGACCAACAUGGAAAUGAUGAUUGGCUAUGCGGAUGUCCAUGGUGACCUACUUCCCAUUAAUAAUGAUGAUAAUUUCUGCAAGGCUGUGACCAGUGCCCAUCCUCUGCUCAGAGUGUUCAUACAGAGACAAGAAGAAGUGGACUACAGUGACUUUGGUGGGAACACCCUGGCGCGGCGGAAGAAGGCGGCGGGGAUGCUGCGCAGCGAUGUGGCCCGCAAGCAGCCGCAGCUCCGCAUCGGCGUGCCCCAGGACUUCCGGCCCGUGUCGUCCAUCAUCGACGUGGACAUCCUGCCCAAGUCCCACCGCCGGGUGCGGCUGUACCGCCACGGCUCGGACAAGCCCCUGGGCUUCUACAUCCGGGACGGGACUAGCGUGCGGGUCACGCCCCACGGCCUGGAGAAGGUUCCGGGCAUCUUCAUCUCGCGCAUGGUGCCCGGCGGGCUGGCGGAGAGCACGGGCCUUCUGGCCGUCAACGACGAGGUGCUGGAGGUCAAUGGCAUCGAGGUGAUGGGCAAGUCACUGGACCAGGUGACGGACAUGAUGAUCGCCAACAGCCACAACCUGAUCAUCACGGUUAAGCCGGUCAACCAGCGGAACAACAUCAUGCGAGGCAGCCGCAUGUCGGGCAGUUCAGGCCGGUCCACGGACAGCAGCGGCUCCGCUGGUCACCCGGGCCUGGGGGCGGGAUCUGGCAGGCUAGCGGUGGACGAGCUGGAGAGCGAGGAGGAGUCUGACAUCGUUAUCGAAAGAAGCCUCAAACAAUCGGCCCGGCGCUCUAGUGCAUCUACAGCCUCCAGCGUCUCCCGUGGCCAGAACCAAGCCCAGCGCAGCUCCCUCCACCGCCCGGCCUCAGCCGUCAUCAGCCGCAGCGCUUCCAUCCACUCCCAGUCUAGCCUCAACGGGACAGCCGAUGGCAGCCUGAGCUUUAAAUCGCACAGAGACCCUGCUUACAAAAGCAGCCCUGCCCUCAGAGAGAGCAACAAUAGCCUGCACCAGAUCCUCCACACGCUGCGGACAGACCCGCGACAUAGCCUGGCACUGCCUAGCGGGGGGGUGGAGGAGGAUGGCACUGUCAUCACGCUCUAGAACCCCCCCUCCCCAACCCCCAACCCCCAACACUCAUGACUGACUUUCCACAGACUGCUGUGUGAAUCUGGGGGAAAACAUCUGCACUUUUCUAAAUAACAGAAACACUUUUACAAACUUUGGCUAAUACAGGCUUUUUGUAUGUGUAAAUAUUUUGGUGUUCUAUGAAUUAUCUUUUUUAAACAAGUGGAUAUAUUUUUAACAGCGUUAUAUGCAUCUAGUAUGCAUCAUUUUAGUGCAUUGUAAUGUGAAAGGUAUUUUCACUCAUGUAAAAUGGGACCAACAAUCAGGGCCUGUUAAAGCAUUUACUUUUAUUCAUAUUUCUCAAAAGUUCUGUCAUUACUCUUGGUGGGUUCCUUUAUUAGGGCAUUUAAACAUAACAUUGGAAGUUAUGUAUGAACAUUUCAUAUCAUAAGUGUAUUUUAGUAUAAUGAGUAGUAGUCAGUGUUCCAGUGCUGUCAAAUACACUGGGCUGAAAAAUUUAGUCUUGUGGUGUGCGGCCCAUUACUGAAAUAAGGUUUCAUUCUCUGUUCCAGACUUAAAAGAUUCAUCUUUUUAAAUGAUAAAACAUACAGGAAUUCUGCUUUUGGAUCAUGCUUGUUUUUAAAUCAGACAGAAAAGCAAACUGUUUUCUCAGUAUUAUGGGGAAAGGGGGCCUCUUAACUCCUGACAGUUACCUGCAGUGUGUACCUUUGGGCUUCCUUAGCUGUGAAUUUACCAGGAGCCUAAUGAGAUUCAGGAGAAAUAUGUUUCUGUUGUAAGUUUCUGACUACAAGUGAAACUGAAACAAUCUCAUACAAGCUGUAUGGUGUAGGUACAAAUCCAGUCCUACAUAUUUGCAUGGCUUAUUGAGAUAAUGUCACUUUUUAUUGCUGUAGUUUUUAAUGAGCACAAUUUGACUCAGAUUGGUGGCCUGUCCAGGGUAUAUUUCUGUCUUUUGCCCAAUGCAUGCUGGGAUAUGCUCCAGCACCCCCAGCAACCCUGCCCUGGAUAAGCGGGUAUAGAUAAUGGAUGGAUGGAUAAUUUGACUCAAACAAAGGGAUAAACUUCCAGUUUGAGGCAAAUAUUGUGUCCUUUUAAAAACUCAUUAAUUCACAGCAAGAUGGCAAUGUUCAAUUUAAUUAACCACAGACCAGAGUUGUAUUCAGUAAUGUGGAUAGUGGUCUUAAAUGAUAUUCAAAAAGCCAUACAGUGUUUGGAGGUAUUGUCUGUGUUUUAAAGGAGCAAUUUCCAGAUAUGCAGAAAUGCAGAAAGUUCCUUUAAAUGUCUUUUUUAAAAGCAAAUAAAAAUGUUCCAGUUCCAGCACUCAAUAUUAUUGUAUUGAUAACCACUGUUUUAUUUGUAAAUGCCCCAAAUUGAUUGUAUGUCAGUCCAUGAUCUUUUCAGGUAUCGAUUCCAUGGGUUAACGAAACUCAAGAUGUUCAAAGGUCAAGAGCAAAUGUUAAUUUCAAACUAAACAAUGUCACGUCCUCGUGGACAGAAGUGUCAGAGACUACCACCUGCUGGUAGGAGGGAUAUCAACUCUGCUUCAGCUCCACACAACCUUCCCAUGGCAAAAUAUUACAUAUUUUUAUUUAUAACAAAAGUAUCUGAGAAUUUAGCUGGAAAAAUUAUUUUUAUAUGUAUGUCUAAAUUCUCCAGUGUCGUUUCAUUAUCCAUUGUGUCUGUUUUUAUUCACAAUGUUUAAUGUCUUGCGGAAAAGUUAUAGUGAUCCUGAAAUUACAUAAAUUUAAUUAUGCAUUGUUGGUACGACAAGGUUUUUUUGUCUUGGUUAAAUAAGGCCUUCUUCUGAUUCAGUUUAAUCGACUUCACAUUACGUUUAAAAAUGAUUAGGUCUUUCAUUUGGACAUUUGACUUGAAUUACGGAUGCAUUGUUAUUCUACUACAUGUAAAGGAGAAAGAAUAUGUCAAUAUUCAUAUAAUCCACAUGGUCAUAGAUGGAAUUCCUGACACAUUAAGUACGUGUGAUGCAACUAUGAACCUUAUACAAUGAACCAUAUAACACAAUAAUACAUUUUUCACACACAUCUGAACCACUCAUAUUUGUUCAAGUAACUUUUCUUUUGAAUCUCUUUUUCAUUACAAGUUUUGAUUGACUUUUUUAAAUACAGAUGUGGGCACACAAAUAGAAAAAAGGGUAUAGCCACAUACAUAAUUAAGGAUUACCCCAUGCCCCCCUUUCCCCCUCAGAUGACUACCCCCUUUCCCGUUUGAAUCUCUGAAAACGGUUUUCUCUGUUUUAAUUCUUUAUAAAUGUCACUUUCUUGCUUAGCAUUGACAUUAUUUUGUUUCACUAGUUAAAAAAACCAUGAUUUUUUCCAAUUUGUUUCCAUAGACAACAUUGGAUAGAGUAAUCAGUCACUAUUGGAGAUGAGCUAAACCUUUCGUCAAUUUUAAUUGUUUACUGAAAGCGAUGUACAUAAGUCCAUACCACUUUUUAUUGAAUGUAUUUUGAAUAUUUUGUAAAGAGGAGUUUUAAU
Anguilla anguilla (European eel) is the source of this 3947-nucleotide messenger RNA. Its product is annotated as partitioning defective 6 homolog gamma-like. Bases 217 to 1467 code for a protein of 416 amino acids. Gene Ontology annotation, biological process: centrosome cycle; establishment or maintenance of cell polarity; regulation of cellular localization. The transcript is spliced from 3 exons. Gene Ontology annotation, cellular component: nucleus; apical plasma membrane; cell cortex. The record is from RefSeq and is a predicted model, not a curated record. NCBI's taxonomy places the organism in Eukaryota, Metazoa, Chordata, Actinopteri, Anguilliformes, Anguillidae. Gene Ontology annotation, molecular function: protein kinase C binding.